GGCGCCAACAGCUCCAGAACACGGCGGCUCCCUGGCCCGGACUACUCGACGAACCAUCGAUGAAGAAGCCUCUCGCUCUGCCAGCGGCGAUGACCGGUAUCACCAACUGGCUUCUCUUCUGCCAGUGCACCGCCUACCUACUCGCCUUCGUGCUGGCGCUGUUCGCGGCGGUGCCGCUGGGCCAGGAUCAGCACGAACUGCACGGCCGCUGCCUGCUGUACGCGGCGGGCGGCUGGCAGCGCGGCAACGGCAGCGGGGGCGCCGGCUCCGGCUGUGCGCAGACGCAGUGCUUCCACCUGGCGCGCUGGGGUCCGGUGUCCGCCUGUCGCUUCAGCCUCUUCGUGGGGAUCUUCAGCUGCGUGUACUCUGCGCUGCAGGCUUUCAGGAGCACCUACAUUCUCUACAAGGGCUUCGAGGAAUCACCCUUUUCAGAAUUUAUAGGCAUGCUCCUUAGCUGCACCAUUGCUUUAUUGAUGCUGAUUGCUAGUGCCACAGUGAGUGAUGGGCUUAAAAUAUGGUGCCGCUCAGUCACUGACAAGGGUAAUGUGACAAUCAGUUGCAGAGAUGCUCAAGAAGAACCUCUUAAUCUGAAUGUGGUUCCCACUUUGUUCUAUGACCACUUUGGUACUGCACAGUUUGGCCUCUGGUGUGCUUGGGUGGUGUGGAUUAUAUUGGCAGUCCUUGCUCUCAUGAAAGUUUCUCAAAAUCGUGGUAAAGACAACUUUUCUGUACAGUACAAAGAGGCACUUCUAAGCCCGCAAUCACAAGGAUAUUUUCAUGGACAAGUGACCAAUGUAUUCAUUUAACCAAAUAAACUAUAACUGAUUACAAUUCACUAAUGUGGAAAGCAGGAUCAGCAUGUGAUCAUGCUGUAAAAUCUUCAAAACUUCCAUUUAUUGGGAGAAAACAAGAUCUGUUUUGGUCUAGUUUUAUUUCUUAUCAGUAAAUGGAUAAUUUGUCUUAACAUUAUUUGCAAGGAAUUUGGAAUGAGCUAUUGCAAAUUAUUUGCUGAAUGGGCUCUUCUGUAUGCUUAAUGAGGCACAUGAGUAGUUCUGUUUGCUGCAGUUCAUUAGUGAGAAAUUGUUCCAGGAGUCCUAGAUGUUUUUAAUUUAUAAAUGACAGUGGUAAAAGUGAGAGACCAAUGAGGCCAUAAAUGUAUAUAAGGAAAGAAAUUGGGGGAAAUUUGAUGUACAUAGACUAAUAUGUGGAAUCUUGUGGUAUACAAACUUGCCCAUUGUCUUUAGUUAUUUAUCACAGAAUUGAUUUGACUGCAUUUCAUUUUGGGUGUCUCUAGUUUUAGGGUGGAAGUUGAUCAUCUCAAUCUGGUGGCCAACUUUUUUUCAUGUUGUAAUUAUAGUGAUAUUAAGGGAACUUGGGCAGAUUCUGGACACCAACUCCCUUGAAGAUGUAAUCAGUAUUGUGUAAUAAAUUAAGAUGAAAUCUUUAACUGCUUAAUUGUUCAGUCAUUGAAAUAAAAUUGUCCCAGUGGAAGUUUAUCCGAACAAGCCUGACAUCCAAUCUCGCCUAAAAUUUAGAAUGGAUAACUGGAUCACCACAACAAAGUUUGUGUGGCAGUAAACUGAUUUUGUAACUGUUCUAGCAAGAUCUGGUUAAAUAACAUCUGUUUGCAGCUAGGAAAUCUUGCAUACAGUUUGAUAAGAGGAAGAGGAUAUCCAUUUUAUUAAAUGUUUCCAUUUUUUUGUUUAUGUAAUGGA
Pristis pectinata (smalltooth sawfish) is the source of this 1715-nucleotide messenger RNA. Its product is annotated as transmembrane protein 179-like. The coding region runs from base 60 to 806 and encodes 248 amino acids. NCBI's taxonomy places the organism in Eukaryota, Metazoa, Chordata, Chondrichthyes, Rhinopristiformes, Pristidae. The transcript has 4 exons. The record is from RefSeq and is a predicted model, not a curated record.